AUGGGUGCCCUCCUUUCUCUGCCACUUUUGGCCGUGCCGAGUGUGGGCACACUCGUAACAAUCGGAACAUCAUGCUGUGGAGCAGCAACAUGCUCGAUGGUGUGCAGCGCCUGCGGAAAGUUCCAAAACAGUAUGGCGACGAGAAUUGCCUAUGCCUUCAUCCUCUUGAUCAACUCGAUAAUUUCCUGGAUUAUGCUCACACCAUGGGCGCUGAAGAAGUUGCAACACUUGACUCUCGACUACAUGGAAAUUCGAUGCGACGGGAAGGAAUGUCACGGCUGGGUCGCGGUUCAUCGCAUCAACUUUGCUCUCGGUCUCUUCCACUUGAUCUUGGCCCUCUUGCUCCUCGGUGUCAAAACCUCGAAAGAUAGCCGCGCUUCUCUGCAGAAUGGAUACUGGGGUCCGAAAAUCAUCCUCUGGAUGGCAUUCGUUGUCAUGUCAUUUUUCAUCCCCGAGCCCUUCUUCUUCGUCUACGGCAACUACAUCGCCUUCUUCUGUGCCAUGCUAUUUCUCCUCUUGGGGUUGAUCCUACUCGUGGAUCUUGCGCACUCUUGGGCCGAGUUGUGUCUGCAGAAGAUCGAGGACAGUGAUUCCCGUGUGUGGCGUGGUCUGCUUAUCGGUUCGACCCUCGGCAUGUACCUGGCAUCCUUCGUCAUGACUAUCCUAAUGUACAUCUUCUUCGCCAACAGCGGAUGUUCUAUGAACCAGGCUGCUAUCACCGUUAACUUGGUUGUAUUCUUGAUCAUCUCAUUCGUCUCCGUUCAGCCGGCGGUUCAAGAGUCAAACUCUCGCGCAGGAUUGGCCCAGGCUGCAAUGGUCACUGUCUACUGUACUUAUCUCACCAUGUCUGCUGUCUCGAUGGAGCCUGAUGACAACAACUGCAACCCCUUGAUCCGGUCUCGCGGAACCAGGAAUGCUACCAUUGUCCUGGGGGCCAUCGUCACCAUGGCCACAAUUGCAUAUACCACUACCCGCGCCGCCACACAAGGAAUUGCGCUGGGAUCCAAGGGUGGCCACAGCUACAUCCAGCUGGGUGAAGACGAUAAUGAGCACGGCUUGGUGACCCAACAACCAACUGCUCGUCGUGAGAUGCGCGCUGAAGCCCUCCGCGCUGCCGUUGAGAGUGGUAGUCUGCCUGCCAGUGCUCUCGAUGACAGCGACGACGAGGAAGAGUAUGAGACUGCCAAGGAUGAUGAGCGCGGGUCCACCCAGUACAACUACUCGCUCUUCCACAUCAUCUUCUUCCUGGCCACAACUUGGGUGGCCACGUUGCUGGUCCAGGGACUAUCACUCGAGACUAACACCAAGUUCGCUCCAGUUGGCCGCACAUAUUGGGCCAGCUGGGUAAAGAUCGUCAGCUCCUGGGUCUGCUAUGCUAUCUACUUGUGGACCCUCGUUGCUCCUGUCCUUCUGCCGGAUCGCUUCGGUGUUUACUAG
Penicillium antarcticum is the source of this 1437-nucleotide messenger RNA. RefSeq names its product serine incorporator domain-containing protein. Gene Ontology annotation, cellular component: membrane. The record is from RefSeq and is a predicted model, not a curated record. The transcript is spliced from 4 exons. The coding region runs from base 1 to 1437 and encodes 478 amino acids. NCBI's taxonomy places the organism in Eukaryota, Fungi, Ascomycota, Eurotiomycetes, Eurotiales, Aspergillaceae.